This is a messenger RNA of Schizosaccharomyces osmophilus, 2157 nucleotides long. RefSeq names its product DUF2433 metallo phosphatase superfamily conserved fungal protein. The record is from RefSeq and is a predicted model, not a curated record. The transcript is spliced from 4 exons. Lineage: Eukaryota; Fungi; Ascomycota; Schizosaccharomycetes; Schizosaccharomycetales; Schizosaccharomycetaceae. Bases 1 to 2157 code for a protein of 718 amino acids.
AUGAGCUUGGAUACGGCUAAAAGUGAUUUAUCAACGGAAGCCCAAGUAGUGGGAACUGAACAAAACAAUGAUCAGACUGCUCCUAAUUUUGUUUCAUCCACAGAAACCGAUGAUUCACACAAUGUGCUUGUUUUGAACAAUGGUUCAAGACUGCUCUGCAUUGCGGACCUUCGUGGUGAAUUGAGCCUUAUCAACAAGCUUGCUGAAGAGACUCGUGCUGAUUGUGUUAUCCACACGGGCGAUUUUGGAUUUUUUGAACGAUCCUCUUUACCUAAUAUUUCAGAAAGGACUCUUCGUCAUAUAGUCCAAUUUUCGCCUCUCAUAAAACGUUUGCCUAGAUCAAAAAGUUUUGACCACUAUCCUUCAAACCCUAUAAGUGAUUUAAAAAACAGCAUUGCUUCGCAUCCUGAUUGUCUUCUCUCUGAACUUCCCUAUUUUUUGUCUCAGGAAAGGAAAUUUAUUGUUCCUGUCUAUACUGUAUGGGGUGCCUCUGAAGACGUUCAUGUUUUAGAAAAAUUCGCUACCGGUGAAUACUCUAUCCCUAAUCUAAAUAUCAUUGACGAACUACAUUCCCAUCUUUUACAAAUAGGUGAUUUAAAAAUUCGUCUACUUGGACUUGGUGGUCCUUAUGUUCCUUUUAAACUUUUCGACAACGGUGAGGGAAAGGGUACCAUUGCAGGUGCUCAGGGUACCACAUGGACAACAGUUCUUCAAAUGGGUGAAUUGAUAGAGACCGCUAAGAGCUGUCUUGAUAGGGAAGAAACUCGUGUUUUCAUAACUCACCAUCCUAUUGGUAGAGAAGGUGUGUUCUGUCAACUUGCAACUGUUCUUCAAGCUGAUAUUACUUUGUCCGCUGGUCUACACUUUCGUUAUGGAGCCAGUUAUAACGAGUUUUCCGUGAACCCAAAUCCAGAACAUUAUUUGCAAAAACUUUCUGCUGGCCGUGCUCAAUUCAUGGAGGUUUGGGAAACCGUUAAGUCAGAGGUUGAACGAAUGGUCACUCCUGAUCAACAACAUUUAGUGAAUAACGUUACACGUCUUGUUUCCAGAAUGCCUGAUGCCACCAAUAGUUAUGCCAUGAAUAAUAUGCUUCCUGGAACCGCGUUAAAAAAUCUUUGGAACUUUAAUCUGCUCGACGCCUCUUUUGGGUGGAAUGUUUUAGUUGUGGAAAAUGGCCACGUCCAAGUUGAAAGUAAAUCUUUCGGAUUCAAUUUGGGGUAUCGCCGUUCUGCCGCCCGUAGAAACGAUAAUUAUAAUAGAGUUACCGAGGGAGGUUCUACUGGUGAAAAUUACUACAGACCUCAAAAGUCGGAAGCACAAGCCAGACCAUCCUUUGCAGCGGAAGUGGAGACCGCUGGUAAACAAAAUUCCGAGCCGGUUGUUGAAGAAGCGAAAGCUGCUGUGGAACCAGAUGAACCUUUGAAAAAGGAUGAAGCUCAUCCUGAUCAAAGUCUUCCCAAAGAAACUGUUUAUGAAGAGGAUGAGUCUGUGUCUGCUUCGAAGCUCCCUAGCGAUGCAAAAGAUAUCGAAAAGGGAUUAGCAGACACGACAAUUUCAGAAGAGAGCACCAUCGACGAGAAAGAUGCUGCUGAAAGGAUUCCUGGAGAACAAAGUGGCUCAACUGUAUAUGCGCGGCAGACACCCAAAGGUGACUAUCAAAAGAAUAUGGACCGUGGAUUCCGUCCCAACUAUGGAGAGCGUCAAGAGAGAUUUGGGUUCCAUAUAACACCUUGUAAUACCGAAGAAGAAGCUCGGUCUUUCUUCACUGACGGUGCUGAUCAGCUAAUCACUAAUGUUCAAAUUCGUACCUCCACGAACCGAAACAGAAAUUUACCUCCAAACACGAACGUGACUCCCACAAAUUAUGCUUAUGUUCACUUUGAGAAUCAAGAUGCUGUCAAUAAGGUAGCUGACAAGAUCAAAACCCCCGAUGGCGUGCGUGCCAACGUAAUGCGUGAUGAUUACUACCGUCAAAAUAGAGGUUGGUAUAGGGGUGGCCGAACAGAAGGUCAUUAUUCUAAUAUGCGUACAAACCGUGGACGAGGUGGCCGUGGUGGUCGUUACCCUAGAAUGCAGCAACAUCCUCGUCAAAUGCAAUCUGCUGGAACUUCUGUAGCACCUAACUAUAGCACUGAACAAAGCUCAGCUGAUCAUUAA